AUGGUUCAGAAACUUGACCAGAAGCUGCCUGUAGCCAAUGAGUAUCUGCUGCUUUCAGGUGGUGUGCGGGAAGGUGUGGUGGACAUUGAUCUCGAUGAGCUGAAUGUUUACGCACGAGGCACAGACUAUGACAUGGACUUCACCUUGCUUGUGCCCGCGCUGAAGCUGCACGACCGCAACCAACCAGUCACGCUGGACAUGCGCCACUCGGCUUUGUGCCACUCCUGGCUGAGCCUGCGCCUGUUUGAUGAGGGAACUAUCAGCAAAUGGAAGGACUGCUGCACAAUCGUGGACCAUAUCAACGGGGCUACCAAUUACUUCUUCUCUCCAACAAAAGUCGCGGACUGGUUCUAUGACUCCAUUAGCAUUGUCCUCUCUGAGAUCCAGAAGAAGCCCCAACGAGGGAUGCCAAAGGUGGAAAAGGUAGAAAAGAAUGGGACUAUCAUAUCCAUCAUUUUAGGAGUGGGCAGCAGUCGCAUGCUGUAUGACAUUGUCCCUGUGGUGUCCUUCAAAGGUUGGCCAGCUGUGGCACAGAGCUGGCUGAUGGAGAAUCACUUCUGGGAUGGGAAGAUCACAGAGGAGGAAGUCAUAAGUGGGUUUUACUUAGUGCCUGCGUGUUCCUACAAAGGAAAGAAGGACAAUGAAUGGAGGCUGUCAUUUGCCAGGAGUGAAGUGCAGCUGAAAAAGUGCAUCUCCAGCAGCCUCAUGCAAGCCUACCAGGCCUGCAAAGCUAUCAUCAUCAAAUUGCUGUCCCGCCCCAAAGCCAUUAGUCCAUAUCACUUGCGGAGCAUGAUGCUGUGGGCUUGUGACAGGCUACCCGCCAGCUACUUGGCUCAAGAGGAUUAUGCAGCCCAUUUCCUCCUGGGUCUCAUUGAUGAUCUCCAGCACUGCUUGGUCAACAAGAUGUGCCCUAACUAUUUCAUCCCCCAGUGCAAUAUGCUGGAGCACCUCUCUGAAGAAACUGUCAUGCUGCACGCGCGGAAGUUGUCCUCGGUCCGCUCAGACCCUGCCGAACACCUUCGAACUGCCAUAGAACACGUCAAAGCAGCCAACCGGCUAACACUUGAGCUGCAGCGACGGGGCAGCACCACCAGCAUCCCCUCCCCACAGUCAGACGGGGGGGACACCAACCAGCCUGAUGACCGAUUAGCCAAAAAAUUGCAACAGCUAGUGACUGAGAACCCUGGGAAAUCCAUCUCUGUCUUCAUUAAUCCAGAUGACGUCACAAGGCCUCACUUCAGAAUUGAUGAUAAAUUUUUCUGAGCUUUUGUCAAUGUUUCUUGGGAUUUUUUUAUUUUGUUUCAUUUUUAAAGACUCUUGCGGCGUGCAGGAUUUUCCGUUUGAUUUUCCUUGAUGACUUAGUCUCUUGGUUUUUACAUAUCCAGUGUAGAUUGGAUCUGUUGAGAAAAAUCUGAAUAAAUUAUAAAUCCUGGUUCUGCAGGACGGUGCAGAUUUUGAAACAGUAUAUUACUAUUUCAUAUGCUGCUUUGUUUUUUUUUCACUCACCCAGCCCCAUUGUCUGUGAGUAGUUUCUAAAGGAGAACAUCCAUCGUAAACACAUGCCACAAUCUAAUGUAGGGUUUUUUAAAGUUUCCAUAAUUUAUGUACAUUGUUGGGCCUGGAGAAAUGACAACUCACCUUCUGUUGCUUCAGAAAUUCACUUCUUUUUUCCAUGAGCUUCCAUCACCCUAAAGAAAUGAGGAGAGACUGGGUUGGAAAGCACUACUGGUAUUUUGAUGAGGCCAAAUCUACUGGGCUGAAGCCCAGUUCAUCUGUUCUUCACACUUCUCACACUAGGGGAGAAAG
Messenger RNA from Acanthisitta chloris (rifleman), 1806 nucleotides. It is a transcript of the gene MB21D2, whose product is annotated as Mab-21 domain containing 2. The coding region runs from base 1 to 1263 and encodes 420 amino acids. The transcript has a single exon. The record is from RefSeq and is a predicted model, not a curated record. NCBI's taxonomy places the organism in Eukaryota, Metazoa, Chordata, Aves, Passeriformes, Acanthisittidae.